Molecule: messenger RNA, 848 nt
Organism: Cotesia glomerata
Lineage: Eukaryota; Metazoa; Arthropoda; Insecta; Hymenoptera; Braconidae
Product: ribosomal RNA processing protein 36 homolog
Exons: 3
Coding region: 77-808 (243 amino acids)
Biological process (GO): maturation of SSU-rRNA from tricistronic rRNA transcript (SSU-rRNA, 5.8S rRNA, LSU-rRNA)
Cellular component (GO): 90S preribosome; nucleolus
Source: RefSeq, a predicted model, not a curated record
GUAUCCAUGUGUAUUUAUUAUUGACAUAUUAAAGUUAAUAAAUAAGUAAUUUAAUAAAAUAAAAAUAAAAACAAAUAUGUCUUCAGAUAUAGAAGAAACUCCUUUUUUAGAAGAUGAAGAAGCGCAAUUAAUCAAAGAAGUUUCGCGAAUGAACCCAGAAGAAUUGCGAAAGUUAAAAAAUGAAUUAGGAACUAAAAUUUUCAAUAAAGUAAUUCAAAAAAAGAACUCUACAAAGCCUAGUGGUAAGUAUCAUGUUCCUCAACCUAGAGCUCGGAAUGACGACGAUCGACCUGUCGAAGUAUCAGCUAAGAGAAAAGUACCACCGCUAAUGAAUGUGAUACCAGUGAAGAAACCCAUCGCAAGAGAUCCUAGAUUCGAUAAACUCUGCGGAGAAUUUAAUGAAAGAGCGUUUAAAAAAUCCUACAGCUUUGUCAGUCAGCUGAAGGAGAAUGACAUCACAGCACUGAAGAAAGAGUUGAAAGUUUCCAAAGAUCCUGAAGAAAUAAAAAAAAUUAAAUUUUUAAUUCAGCGGUUAGAGAAUCAGCUGAGAGAAGAACGUAAAGUUCAGAAACGUAAGGAAGCAGAAGAGGCUGAGAAAAAACAAAUUGCUGAAGCUAUUAAGAGAGGAGAGCAACCUGUUUUCAGAAAAAAAUCUGAGAAGAAAAUUAUUGAUCUGGUUUCACAAUACGAAGAGUUGAAGAGUUCUGGUAAAUUACAGAAACAUAUAGAAAGGUUGAAAAAGAAACGACUUAGUAAAGAUAGAAAGAAAGGAUUAAGUCAUGAUGAUAAUGGAGAUAAUGAUGAAUAAAUGUAAAUCUUAUAAUAAAAAGUAAUAUUACUUAUAAAAA